AUGUGUCUCUAUCUUUUAGGAUUUACAUCGGAGUGUCUCAACAGCCAUUUUAGUCCCUGUAGUUACCUUGAACCCUGUCAAAAUAAUGGCGUCUGUCAAGUUUCCGAUGGACGCUCCGCUAAGUAUAAAUGUGAAUGUAGACCAGGCUGGAGAGGCAUGAACUGCACAGAGCAAGAUUUAUGUGAUAACAAACCCUGUCGAAACAAUGGCCAAUGUUUGUUUCUGGGACAUCAGCUAUUUAAGUGCGAGUGUCAUGAUGGAUUUUUAGGCGCGAAUUGUCAACAUUUUAACGUCUGUAUGACGUCACCGUGUAAAAAUGGCGGCAUUUGUCGUAUGGAUCAAUAUGGCGUCUUUACCUGCGAUUGUCCAGAUAACUAUUCCGGUGAGAAUUGCGAGAUAUUCGACGCUUGCAGACCUUCGCCGUGUAGGGAGCGGGGUCUAUGUAAUAAAGUAGGGGAUAGGGAUUUCAGAUGCGAUUGCAUCAUCGGCUAUCAAGGAAAGAGAUGCGACAUGGUUGAUAAGUGUCUGCUGGAGAUGCCGUGUCAAAAUGAAGGAACGUGCCUCAAGACCGGAAACAACUCGUACGUCUGCGAAUGUCCUCCGGCUACUACCGGACCCAAUUGCGAACAUUUUGACCCGUGUUCACAGUUUCCCUGCAAUAACAACGCCACGUGCACUGGAAUCGGAAAAGCUAGAUAUAGAUGCGAUUGUACGCAAGGAUAUUACGGCGAAGAGUGUCAAAGAUACGAUCCGUAUCUAUGUCGUAACAACCCUUGUGGAGCUAACGGAGAAUGCAUCACAGUAUCCGAUACGUUUUACAUCUGUGACUGUUCCUACGGGUAUACGGGUGAGCGUUGCGAGACACGGAAUUACUGUUCGGAUGAAACGAUCUGUAAGAACGCAGGUGAAUGUGUCUCGGUUGACGACGACUUUAAGUGUCUCUGUGCGGAGAACUAUUACGGGCGAUAUUGCCAGUUUAUAAAUUACUGUAAGGCCAAUCCGUGCAUCAACGGAACGUGUCAGCUGAAGUACCAGGAAGACACUAUUGAUGAUGUGGAUUAUUUGGGCGGAUAUAUUUGCCAAUGUUCCGACGGUUUCACUGGUAAGAACUGUGAACUAAGGAUUAUGGGUUGUAGAGGAAGAUGUCUGAACGGGGGUUCCUGUGAUGAUAGUCAAUGCAUCUGUCCGGAGGGAUUCAUAGGUAAGUAA
Lottia gigantea (owl limpet) is the source of this 1209-nucleotide messenger RNA. RefSeq lists its product as hypothetical. Gene Ontology annotation, cellular component: plasma membrane; protein-containing complex. The record is from RefSeq and is a predicted model, not a curated record. The transcript is spliced from 2 exons. NCBI's taxonomy places the organism in Eukaryota, Metazoa, Mollusca, Gastropoda, Lottiidae. Bases 1 to 1209 code for a protein of 402 amino acids. Gene Ontology annotation, biological process: establishment or maintenance of epithelial cell apical/basal polarity; heterophilic cell-cell adhesion. Gene Ontology annotation, molecular function: calcium ion binding.